AUGUAAUCUAAAUCAUCAGAAACUAGAUAGAGCUGGUCCUAUCAAGUAAAACUUUCUCUUAAAUUACUUUUAGGAAGACAAACUUUUAUUAGAACUUAUUAAACUUAAUGGUUGUACAUCUUGGAAUCAUAUUGCACGUGAACUUCAAUCUUAAGGGAAAAAUCCUUUAAAAGUUCGAUCUCCUGCUGCUUGUAGGGAACGAUACUAAAAUAUUCUUAACCCAAAUUUGAAUAAAAGUAAUUGGACAUUAGAGGAAGAAUAAAAUUUAUUUAAUCUUUAACAAUCUUUUGGAAAUAGCUGGGCAAGAAUUGCUUCCUAAAUGCCUGGUCGUUCUGAUUUAUUAUGUAAGAACUAUUUUUAUGCUACUCUAAGAAAAGUUUUACGUCGACUCAGUAAAGCAGUCGGGUUGGAUUAAUGUAAUUGUAUACUAAUAUUUCUUUAGCAUCUGAUUUAUUAAAAUAAAUCAAACCUAGUGUCUUAGGAAUAAUAUAUUGCAAAGAUGAUUCUUUUAAAAGUUUCAACAUUGAAGAGAAGAUGAAGAAAGACUUUUAAUAACUUAUCAAACGAUAUAGAUACACAGAAAAAGCAGAACUUCGAUAGCUUUAAGAUAAUGAAGUGAACUAUAUCAAAUCAAUGUUAAAUCAGUUAUUUGUCAUAAAGUAAAGAAAAUUCAAAUAAUGAUUAGUAAUAAUUACAUAACUUAGAAGGAAAGAAACUUUAAUAGAAAGAAUUCAAAAUAAGAGAUCUUCUCUGUUGAAAAUAACAGUAAAUCAAUCAUUCCAAAUUGCUCAACUGUUCAAAAUUUAAAAAAUUCUAAACUUGAAUCUAAACUUAUAAACACAAUAAACUUAAAAUAAGAUUCAUAAGAAGAAUAUAAUCAACCUUAAAUUAAUGUCUAAUAAGAUAAUCAAACUAUAUAAGUAUAUGAAAAUCUAUAUCAACCUCAUUCUGAUUUCAUUUUAAUGAAUUAAUCAUAAGUAAAAAUCAUUUUUAUUUUAGGGAUCCUUUUAUGCUCCUCAACCUGUUAUUACAUUCUGUAUCUAACCAAACUUUAUAAGCUGGCCAAUCUAAUAAGUUUAAUCAUAUUACAACCCUUAAUACCUGCCUUAUCCUUAAUCUCAUCCUCAAAUGAGAUAUGAGUUCGUAUAAAUGAUGUGA
Molecule: messenger RNA, 1158 nt
Organism: Paramecium pentaurelia
Lineage: Eukaryota; Ciliophora; Oligohymenophorea; Peniculida; Parameciidae
Source: the annotation of a GenBank genome assembly